Molecule: messenger RNA, 288 nt
Organism: Rotaria socialis
Lineage: Eukaryota; Metazoa; Rotifera; Eurotatoria; Philodinida; Philodinidae
Source: the annotation of a GenBank genome assembly
AUGCCUUCAACUAUUAUUACACCUUUAUUUGCAUUUACUUGUGCUUUUGUCAAUAAACUUGUUCAUCAAGAAAAACUCAAAUCUAUCGAUGAAUUACGAUCACAUCCAAAACGUGAUCAAUUACUUAAUAAAACACAACAACUUGGUUUAAAAUAUCUUGAAGAAUUCGAACAAAAAAUCCCUCGAGAUGAAAUGAAACAAAUGGAGACAAUUCUUUUGCGUGAGAUCACUGCAAUGGAUAAUCUAUUAAGAGCAGAAAUCGUCGGUAGUUAUCGACGAGGUAAAUAG